AUGAUUACUUCUCUAGAUUCGUUAGAAACGUCAAGGAUAGAUGUUAAUGAGGAGUAUGUUCCUCUUCUCGAAGCUGAAGAUAAAGUCAAAGACACAAACGAAACGAUCUUCAUAAGACUUCAAACUUUAUUACGUAAAAUGCUCGCAUAUAUUCUUUCAUUAUUCAAGAAAGAAACAGUAGAGACUUCACCAAAUCCGCCUAGUAUAUUAAGACCAAAACCUGAUAAAACAAAACUUAAAAUUUUUAUUGGAACAUGGAACAUGCAUGGAAAACUCCCUCCACAUAAUCUUGACCCUUUUAUUGAAACUAUAGAUGUUAAAUCGGAUUAUAAUACCCGAGAGGCUCCUAUACUUACUCGAAAGGUUCAACACCCAUAUCAUAUCCUAGUAAUAGGAACUCAAGAAUGUCAACAUAACAUUCAACAUUCAGUAUUUUUUCCUUCAAAAGAGGAAUGGGAGUCAAGAUUAAUAGGAUAUCUAGGUGAUACUUAUGUCCUCGUUAAAACUGAAACGAUGGCGGCGUUGCAUUUGGCUGUAUUUGUUUGGAAAGAGUGCGAGGAUUGGGUUCUAGACUAUCAACAUGAUGCGGUAGCAACUGGAUUAGCUAAUUUGUUUGGAAAUAAAGGUGGUAUUGGUAUUUCAAUAUUAUUUGGAAAUACAUCAUUAUGUUUUAUAAAUAGUCAUUUAGCAGCACAUCAAAGUAAAGUUAAACAACGAAAUCAUGAUGUGAAAAAAAUAUCAAAAGAAUUGAAAUUAAAAGGAUUUAAACAGGAAGAUAAAUCUCAACCAAAUGUUACUGAUAGGUUUGAUUACACUUUUUGGUUUGGUGACAUGAAUUACCGUAUUGACUUACCAAGAUUGGAAGUUGACCAAUUAAUUUCUAAAAAAGAUUUAAAAGUGAGUGUAUAUCGAUAUUACGUAUUUGCUAAUUUUAAUCCAACAUUUAAAUUUGAUAUAACUCAUCGAGUAAAUCAUAAUGAUGAAUAUUCCCCAUUAUCACGAUCUUCAUCUCCAUCUGUAUUAGUUGAAUCAAAUUCUCCAAGAUACGAUUCAGGUCCAAAGCAACGUGUACCAAGUUGGACUGAUAGAAUAAUUUUUAAAACACGUUUACCACCACCAAAACAUGGUAAAGGCAAGAGAAUUGAAGUUGGAAAAUAUACUAGUCAUAUGGAUGUCGUGGGUUUUUCUGAUCAUAGACCUGUUACUGGUUGCUUUUUCGUAGACUUUGAUUGGAGAUUAGAAAAAGAACUUUUAGAAAGACAAUUAUCAUCGGAAAGAUUAGAUCAAGAUCAAAUGGACUCUGCUAGUACUAAUAGUGAUAGCAAUAGUAGUAAAUCUGGUAUUAAGACAAGAGGUAUUGGUGCCAUAAGAAAGAAAAAAAGUUUUUGGAAAGUUUUAAGGAAAAUUUAA
Messenger RNA from Cetraspora pellucida, 1410 nucleotides. Lineage: Eukaryota; Fungi; Glomeromycota; Glomeromycetes; Diversisporales; Gigasporaceae. The record is from the annotation of a GenBank genome assembly.